AUGCAGCAACAGCACACUGACAUCGACGACCUCGCGCGCGGAUUCCCACACGAUGACGCAGACCUCGCCGCGCUCGCCACGCCAACAUCAUUGGCGAGGUUGAUUUCGGAGCGCCAUCGCUUCACGGGGCUGACCGAGCGAGAGCGACUCGCCAGCGCGAUCGGGCUGCGCGACCUUUAUUUUCUGGCCAGAGCACACCCGGAAGAGCUCGAGCACGCCGAGCAAGUCAAGGCGCUGGCCGCGCUCUUUCCCGCUCGCGGCCAGUUCGAACUCGAUGGCCUGGAGCUCUCCUUUCAUCCCACCCAGGCGCAUAAAUCACUGCGGUUUAUCGAACAACACCUCGUCCCUCCCAUCUGGCGACGCUUCUUCGCCAGACCGUGCGAGCAGAUGCCGGAGUUGAUGGCGGUCUUUGCAGAUCCCCAGGAGUUUCACUACCGAACCUUCGAGAACAUCGUCCCGCUCGAUCGCUUGUUCGAUCCGGUGAGCCUCUCGCUCCAACCUCAAGAGGAUGGCGAGUUCAUCGGCGAACUCUUCACCCUCCGUUUGGACGCAAACGAGGAAACACGCGCGACCUUGAAUCAGCUCGAUGCGCUCGACCUGUAUCUGCCGCCGCUAAACGAAGCAUCGCGCGGAGGAAAGAGGUUUAUUUUCCACUGCGCCAGGCUCGCAGACGAGCUGACGCGAGCGCUCGAGGGUGCCUUGCCCGAGCCCUGGCGAGACGGCUUCGCGCAUGUCAACCCGGUGUUCCGACUCAACCGCUUCGAGCCAGGGGAUGCGCCCUUCGCCUCGCACAUCGACACCCCUUACAGAGAUCCCUGCCGCGGCCACAUCUCACGCCGCACGCUCGUGCUGUAUUUGACCGGAGGGAGCGCAUCCCCAGUGCUGCGCGUCGCGAAUUCGACGCUCGAUGAGAUCGAGCCGAUGACCUGCGCGCUGUUCGAUCAGGUCCACGAGCACGAGGGGUUUCCGUUCGAGGAAGGGAGCAAGCUCUUCUUGCGCACCGAGCUCAUCUACACCACCGAUGAGGUCAUCGAAGCCCCCUGGCUGGGCGCGAUGUUUGCCAAGGCUUGUUACCUGAGCAGCGAGUGCCUGUUCGCCGACGAGCUCGCGCCGUUCAUGCACGACGCCUACGAUCGCGUCGCCGCGGCGAGGUGGGAUGCGAAUGGUGAAAAGCCCACGGCGGAUGACGAGAUCUUUGUCCACAAGGAGUUCGAGGGGCUCUCGUUUAUCUCGAAUGGGCAUGACUUCUGGUUCGAUGCGCGCGAGGUGGAUCUGUGUGAAGCCGCGACGUUCGCGCUGCUCGACUUCUUCAACUGCAAGAUCGAUGGCGAGGUGUUUGGCAAACGAUGCUCGCGCGCGGUGUUGAACAGGCCGACACAUUCGGCGUGGAUACCGGGGUUCCUGGACGCGCGGCGCCAGGAAACGGAGCUCGGGAGGACGGGAGAGAUCGACAAGAGGCUCCUCUUUCCUGAGCCAGAGGAGCCCGACGAGGACAUCGUCUUCAAGGAGCGCAUCCCGGACUAUCAGAGCUGGCGAGACUACGGUGACAUGACGCGAUGCGAGGUUGUCAUCGACCUGUUUAUCGAGCGCCAAAAGGCCGCGUGGAGCGAGCUCGAGCACGCCGCGAUCAUGAUGAUGGGUCAGGAGAUUUUUCUGGACCGCGAGCACUUCCUCAUCGAGCAGGAUCGCAUUUACGUGAUGACCGAGAAGCCGCUGCGUCCGGUGCACUUUGCCGCGAUGAGCUGGUGGGAGGUCGAACCCGAGGACUUCAUCAACACAGAACUGAGUUUCGUCACCUGCAUGCUCGUGGCGCUCUCGAUCUCUGUCGCAUACGCAGAACAACCUGCGCCGAUGGCGAUCGCGGUGCUCUCCCCCACCCCCGAUGCGCCGCUCGUGCUCGACGCGCUGGAGUUGUGCGACCAGAGCUCUCGCAUCGAAGUGAUCGAACCGAGCGAUGCCGACACUUUGCUGACGCUCGCGCAGUCAGCGAGCGCGACGCCCUCCCCCGAACUCGCCAGGGACAUGCACGCGCAGGGGCUCGAAGCGCUGAUCGUGAUCGAACCAUCCUCGGUCGAGGGGAGCUACACGAUCGAGACCAUCGGACCUCGAGGGCAGGUCCACGAACGCUCGACCUUCACCUAUCAGGCCAACGCGGUGAACUACCGCGCCGAUCUCUCGCGCACGCUGCAAGAAGAUCUGGCGACCGCCGCGCCGCACGUGCUGACCGAGCGUGAGCGGCGGCCAAAGCCAGACACCACGCUCGCGACAUCGGCCAACGAUGCGGAUGCGGAGCCUGUCCCCGAGGAGGACCCUGCCCCGAAAAAUCCAGCGAGCGAGAAAGAUUCACCGCGAGCAAAGACCCCAUCCACGCGAAGCGAGGAGCCGACGAACCGAUCCGGGGUCGCGCUCCAGGAUGACAGCGGCGCGACCCCUGCUCCCGACUAUUCAGACACAGGCGAAGAAGCUUCGCUCACUGAUACUGAGGGCGUGAGCGAAGACACAGACGCCGCAGCAUCACCACUCGAAGCAAAGGGGCGCGACCUCUUUGUCGAUGCCUCGCUGGGGCCUGUGCUCUAUGACCUCUUUCUGGGGGGCUCGUUUGGGGAACAGGGCAACAUCACAUCCGCUGUGCUCGGCGUGAGCCUCUUGAAGAUCAAACGUUUCCCGAAAGGAGGCGCGCUUCACGCAGAGUUCUCGACCAAUAUCAGCGGCUCAUCAUCGCGGUUUCCAGGUAUGGUGACGACGGUGGCAUCACCGCUGCUUCCAGAGGAGUUAAAGUACACGAGCCCCGGUCCGCCCGCCCCUGACGUGCCAGCGCUCGGGCUUUGGCGGACCGCGCUCGACUUCAAGCUCGACCUUCCUUCCAAACGCGCCGUGCAACUCGGACCGGCGUUAGGCGUGGAACAUCAACGCGCGGCGUUCUGGAUUUAUGAAGACCAGGUCAGGCUAACUACAGGAAAGCUGGGACUAUCGAUGCAUGUCACCAAGGGGAGAGCGCUCGUCGAUCUCUCAUUCUUUUCGCAGCUCGGUAGGCUCGCGGUCGGAGAAGGCAGCUUUAGUUCGGGCAUCAGCUUCCAGCCGAGAGCUCGCUUUCUCGUGGGCAAGCGAGGGUUAACUUUGAGCACAGGGUUACGUCUCGCUGUCAACGCGAGCUCGCAAGUCGACACGGGGGCAAACACGCUCUCUGAAAUCCGGCAACGCCUGAUCCUCGCCGAGUUCGCGCUCGGUUACUCCCGUUGA
Messenger RNA from Ostreobium quekettii, 3240 nucleotides. The record is from the annotation of a GenBank genome assembly. NCBI's taxonomy places the organism in Eukaryota, Viridiplantae, Chlorophyta, Ulvophyceae, Bryopsidales, Ostreobiaceae.